AUGACACAAAUCGUUCUAAACGUCGAUUUGACACGGUGGGAUACGAGCGAAGAAAUGAUGAUUAGUACCAGUUCUAAUGCAUACGAUGAGGGUCUAAACGUAUCAUUAUCAUCAGUCAGCUACUCGGAACAAAAUUUUCAGGAACAGCCAAACUCUAUCAGUAGUGUUGACAUUAUAGAAAGCACGAUAUAUUCAGGAUUAAGUUCGCGUCCGUUUGGUACAAUAGAAAAAAUUUUGAAAAAGUCCGAAGCCAAUGAUAAUACUGUUUUACACGAUAAAAUCGAGAUGCCAAGAGAAAUUGUUAUUCUUCGAAAAAUUCCACCGCAUCCUAAUAUUAUAAACCUCCUUUAUUGGAUGAAAAUCAGGCCAGACGAAUGGGUCAUUAUGUACGAAUAUUAUGGAUUAAAUUUAAGAGAUUAUCUGAACUAUGUCGCAAGUCGCAGAGGAACUAACGGAUUAAGAGAAGAUGAAUCGCAAACAAUAGUACGCCAGCUGUUACUCGCAUGUAAACAUUUAGAAGACUAUGGAAUCUACCAUCGCAAUUUAAAACUCGAAAAUAUAGUCAUCGGAACCGACGGCAGUAUUAAAUUAAUCGACUUUGAUUUGGCAAUCGAGGUGAAGGAAAACGAACAACACAUCGAGAAAAUUGGAUCAGGUAAGAAUUUGAAUUUAAUUGAUGUAAACGCGGAACGGGGAAACGCGCACGUACGUUCCACUUAUACUGUUGUGUUUCUUGAACUAGUUGUUCCACCCGAAAUGUAUGGCCACAUUACGUAUAAACAAUCGACUGCGCAAAUAUGGGUAUUAGGAACUAUCUUAUACCAACUCUUCGAACGAAUCGAACCUUAUCGGAAAGAACGAGUAAGUUGCAACGCCUUGGGACUGGUCAUGUUUAGCAAAUAUAAUCGUCCCUCAGAAGAAUGUGUAGAGUUGAUGGAAUGGAUGUUGGCUGCUGAUCCAGACAGAAGGCCGCAGUGCAUCGACGAUGUUCUGGCUCACCGGUGGAUUAAUUAG
Molecule: messenger RNA, 1014 nt
Organism: Paraglomus occultum
Lineage: Eukaryota; Fungi; Glomeromycota; Glomeromycetes; Paraglomerales; Paraglomeraceae
Source: the annotation of a GenBank genome assembly